CUCGUACGCUCAUCCUCUGUACUUCCUCCCUACCAUGAUGUGAUGGUCGAAUUGACUACUCUUGUCACACCUCAACGCAGCUUCAUUUCUCUAUCCUCAUCCACCUCCACCUGUGCCACCUAUCUUCCUCUCCCAUAACAUGCCUUGGGCACCGGGUCCAUCCCACUUCGACCUUGGAUCUCGCACAAUAUGUUGCCAACGACUCCAGGCCAGGCACUCGACUGCGAUGAGUGUCUCCCUUCAUAUGUAAAGUCCUCUGCCUCACAUUUUGGCACCCGCGCCGCGCUAUCAACCACCCCUUUCCUCGCCACUUUCGCCCUCUUCACUCUCAUCGCCUAUCGAAAAGUCUAUCCUCUUCUUUCCUCCACUCCUCCAAGGAACGACGAUGCUUCCAAAGGUCUUCCUCGUCCCUCGAGUUCAGGUCCUGAACCUGCCACUCAACAACUCGCUCGACGCAUUGCAGCCUUGACCUUUUCAUCCACCAUUGCUCUCUCCGCCGUCUUGACAGAACUUCUGCUGUGCGAGAUCUCCAACUCGUUUAAUCCCACCGCGCGAAGCAUUGCGCUGCAAAUCACUGUUGCCAGUUUACUGGGGCUUUUGGUCGUCGCUAUCCCUUUACUCGGAAUCUCAUCCGUCGUUUCGAAAACAGGCUACAAGUUUCGAGGUGACAAGAAAAAUAGACUUCGUCUGGCUUGGUUGUUGGAAUUGGCGGGAUAUGCGGCUUUCUUGCUCGCUUUCUGGGCCAUAGGAGCCAUUCUUCCAGACAAUACCACCAUCACUGAGAGUAUCAAGAACUAUGACAGUCUGUUCCAGGCAUGUCUCGACAGACUGGGCAUCACUGGAGUUUCUCUCAUGGCUUUGCUGUCUGGAUUUGCCUCUGUCAGUGCCAUCUGGCAGACCUUUGGCCCUCGACAUCGACUGAUUUCAGAGGCCGAGAUCACUCGCAAGCAGGCUGGUCUCGACGCUACCAUGGAUAUGAUGGCGGAAAAGAAAAACAGAUUGCGACAAUUUGAAAGGAAAACGGCCGACAUGCCACAACAAGGCUUCUGGGGCCGUACUGUUGGUUCGUGGCGAGGGAAUUCCGAUUCGCAAGAAAAGCAAACCCUUGAGAUGGAAUUGAGUGGCCUCGAAACAAUGGCAGCAUCUCUUGAAACUACUCUCAGCAUCCUUCGCUCAAGACGAGCCGAUCAAGUGCGCGCCACUACGCGCUCCGGCCGUGUAUCACUGGCCUUCUCCACCAUCUUCGCAGUCUACUGCAUCUACCGAAUUUGUACUACCGGCCUCAACAUCAGCCGUCGAGUCUUCAACCAUCAAGGCCCGGUCACCGAGAUGACCGCUUCAUCAUCCGACACCGACCCCGUCACCUAUACUAUCGCCUUAUUCGCCCGUCAUGUCUACCCUUCACUCGAUCAAGCCUCGUGGGCUCAACAAAUCUCCUUUCUCUUAUCAGGAGCCAUGCUCCUAGCCUCCUUUUCCGCCGUCACACAGACCUUCCACCUCUUUUCACGUUUUAUGCCCCGGGUUCUACACGCCACCAAGACCAACUUCGCUCUUCUCAUCUCUCAAAUCAGCGGCAUGUACGUCAUCAGCAGUGCAUUGAUGCUGCGUGGCAUGAUGCCCAAAGAAGUCGGCAGUGUCAUCAACUCGGCUCUUGGAGCCGGUCUACUCGAACCUGCUUGGGUUCAAAAAUGGUUCGAUGGGUUUUUCAUGCUCGCUGUGGUUGCAACCACCGUUGGUGUGAUCCUCGGACGUCAGAUCUCAGGACCAGCAGUCUGGGACGAUGAUGUUGGUGGUGGAGGUUGGGACGGUGAUGUUGAAAUGGGAAAGAUGUCAUGAUGUUGAGUUGGUGCUGGUUUGAUAUUCCCGCUUUCCUCUCUUUCUGGGAAUAAGGAGUAUGUGUUUUUAGCAAUGAAAUGAAAUGUAUUCCUUCCUUUGUCUUUUUGACAAUGUAUGGGAAAGGAGAUGGAUAGAUGGAAUGAUUACAGGAUGGGAAUUGAUAUGUAUGGUACGAAUGAAUAGAUGGAGGAUUGAAGGAUGGAUGACAGGAUGGAUCAACGGACCGAUGUCAAGGCGCAAUCAGGGCAGAUGGGUUUCGGACAGGACAUGGUAUCUAUCUAAUCAAAGUAAAUUCGGGAGAUUUAUAGAUAUAGAUAUAGUAUAUACCUGCUUGCUAUAGUGGUAUCGACAA
Molecule: messenger RNA, 2188 nt
Organism: Exophiala mesophila
Lineage: Eukaryota; Fungi; Ascomycota; Eurotiomycetes; Chaetothyriales; Herpotrichiellaceae
Exons: 1
Coding region: 190-1836 (548 amino acids)
Cellular component (GO): membrane
Source: RefSeq, a predicted model, not a curated record